Molecule: messenger RNA, 294 nt
Organism: Echinostoma caproni
Lineage: Eukaryota; Metazoa; Platyhelminthes; Trematoda; Plagiorchiida; Echinostomatidae
Source: the annotation of a GenBank genome assembly
UUGUUGCCUGUAAUGAUGGAGGAUCCGUAUAAAAAGACAAAAAAGCGUUGCUUUUUGUGCAAACACAACAUUGAGUUAGAUUACAAGAAUGUCAGAUUACUUUCACAGUUCGUUUCUCCGUACACGGGAAGAAUUUACGGUCGUCACAUUACAGGUCUUUGUAUUCCAAUGCAGAAGCGUAUCUCAACACUGAUUACUCGAUCGAGGCAGUUCGGUGAGUGCGAUUUUCCUCACUUUAUUCUUAUUCAUUCCCAGGAUUCAUGCCGUUUGAGAACAAGGAAACGGUAUUUGUGA